This is a messenger RNA of Phialemonium atrogriseum, 1911 nucleotides long. RefSeq names its product aldehyde dehydrogenase. NCBI's taxonomy places the organism in Eukaryota, Fungi, Ascomycota, Sordariomycetes, Cephalothecales, Cephalothecaceae. Gene Ontology annotation, molecular function: aldehyde dehydrogenase (NAD+) activity. The coding region runs from base 229 to 1863 and encodes 544 amino acids. The transcript is spliced from 2 exons. The record is from RefSeq and is a predicted model, not a curated record. Gene Ontology annotation, biological process: polyamine catabolic process.
CUAAGAGUCCCGUCUUGGAAGCAUGUAUCCGAAGUUCCCCAAUAUCAACAUCGCAGCCCUCAGUUACUGCUAAGGAAUGCAAAACCAACUAUCUCAGCUGCUUCCUCUCUGCUCAUCUCCUCAAAAGCUUAAUUGGCCUGAGUAUUAAGCUUCAGAUGUCAUUGGUGCCUCACUUGUGUAACGAGUCGCUCUGGCAUUGAUAGAUGGAGAGGGGUAGAGAAGCUCAAAAUGUCCAUCAUUCUCUCUCGCCGGAUUGUCUCAUCCUCCAAACUUCAAGCUUCCUUCAGGCCCUCUGCAGUCUCAAGUAUCCCACAACUCCAGUUCGUCCGCAGGUCCUUCCUGACAUCGAGUGUCCGACCGGCUAGGUCCAAAAUGGAGGUUGAGCUCACUGCCCCAAACGGGAAGAAGUGGAUGCAGCCUCUAGGCCUCUUCAUCAAUAAUGAAUUUGUCAAGAGUGCCAAUGAGCAGAAGAUAGCUUCCAUCAACCCUACGACCGAAGAGGAGAUUUGCUCCGUGCAUGCUGCAACAGCCGAUGACGUUGAUAAGGCGGUUUCCGCUGCCCGCAAGGCCUUCAAACACAAGUCAUGGAAACUCCUCAGCGGCACUGAGCGCGGGGCUCUUAUGACAAAGCUCGCGGACCUCGUCGGCAAGAAUGCCGAGAUCCUCGCAACCAUCGAGUGUCUUGACAACGGGAAGCCGUAUUUCGUAGCCCUCAACGAUAAUGUGACCGAGUUCCAAAACGUCCUCAGGUACUACGCUGGCUACGCCGACAAGAACUUUGGCCAGGUCAUCGAUGUCGGCCCAACAAAGUUGGCCUACACCGUCAAGGAACCCCUCGGCGUGUGUGGCCAGAUCAUCCCUUGGAACUACCCGCUCGACAUGGCUGCCUGGAAGCUCGGUCCUGCACUGUGCUGCGGCAACACUGUCGUGCUGAAGCUAGCUGAACAGACACCCCUCUCCAUGCUAUACAUAGCCAAGCUGAUCAAAGAAGCCGGCUUUCCUCCCGGAGUUGUUAACAUUAUCAAUGGCCAUGGCAGGGAGGCGGGAUCGGCCCUGGUACAGCAUGUGGGUGUCGACAAGAUUGCCUUCACCGGCAGCACGGCGACGGGCAAGGAGAUCAUGAAGAUGGCAGCCUCAACCAUGAAGAACAUUACCCUGGAGACGGGAGGGAAAUCGCCACUCAUCGUGUUCGAGGACGCAGACCUGGACCUUGCAGCAACGUGGUCACACGGAGGGAUCAUGAGCAACCAGGGACAGAUAUGUACAGCAACAUCGCGGCUCUUGGUUCACGAGAAGGUUUACGACAACUUCAUUUCAAAGUUCAAGGCCGCAGUAGAUAAGCUUUCGGUCCUCGGCGACCCAUUCGAGGAAAGCACAUUUCAAGGGCCUCAGGUGACAAGAGCACAGUACGAGCGAGUGCUGAGCUACAUCAAGUCCGGGAAGGAUGAAGGCGCAACCGUCUUGAUGGGCGGCAAGCCUGUGCCGCAGAAGGGGAAAGGGUUCUUUAUCGCCCCGACCGUGUUUACGAAUGUGAAGACGAGCAUGAGGAUCUACCGGGAGGAGAUUUUCGGGCCUUGCGUUGCCAUCGUCUCCUUCCGGACGGAGGAGGAGGCCAUUGAGAUGGCGAAUGACACGGCAUACGGCCUCGGUGCCGCGCUCUUCACCCGGGACCUGACCCGAGCUCACAGGGUGGCUCGCGAAAUAGAAGCGGGAAUGGUCUGGGUCAAUAGCAGCAACGACUCGGAUUACAGAAUCCCAUUCGGAGGCGUCAAGCAGUCGGGUAUAGGUCGCGAGCUUGGAGAGGCGGGUCUUGCCCCGUACUGCAACGUCAAAAGCAUCCAUGUAAACAUGGCGGCGAGAUAGGCGAGAUGAUCCAUAGCUACCAGUAAUAAAUGGUGAGGAGACCGUGUC